AUGUGUGAUCUAAUUAGGGCUAAUAACUUACAAAACCAUUUUCUCGGCUGAUUGUGUUCUCUCCCAAGGCUUGUCAUCUUUAGAAUCUAACGAAGAGGGAUGGUUCUUCAAAACGAUAUUGAUCUGCUUAACCCACCUGCUGAGCUUGAGAAGAGGAAGCACAAGCUCAAGCGCCUUGUUCAGUCUCCCAAUUCAUAUUACAUGGAUGUAAAGCACCAAGGCUGCUUUAACAUCACAACGGUGUUCAGCCAUUCACAGACGAUUGUGUUGUGUGGAAAGUGCCAGACGGUGUUGUGCCAACCAACAGGAGGAAAGGCAUUGCUCACUGAAGGAUGCGCUUUUAGGAAAAAGCCGCUCGUUUAGUGACGAAUGUCUCCACUUUAGACCCAAAAAAAAAAACACAAGAUGACUCCACUCUUUUUUCUCUCAGUCACGUCUUUUCCUUUAGUUUCUUCUUAAGUAAUUUUCUUUUAAUUAAAAUUUUGGACCAUUUUUGAGUUAAUAAGAGCAUCUCUAAUGUUUUAUUAGAGUAA
Eutrema salsugineum is the source of this 533-nucleotide messenger RNA. Its product is annotated as 40S ribosomal protein S27-1. Gene Ontology annotation, biological process: translation; ribosomal small subunit assembly. Lineage: Eukaryota; Viridiplantae; Streptophyta; Magnoliopsida; Brassicales; Brassicaceae. Bases 100 to 363 code for a protein of 87 amino acids. Gene Ontology annotation, cellular component: cytosolic small ribosomal subunit; ribosome. The transcript is spliced from 4 exons. The record is from RefSeq and is a predicted model, not a curated record. Gene Ontology annotation, molecular function: structural constituent of ribosome; RNA binding.